Molecule: messenger RNA, 2664 nt
Organism: Symbiodinium natans
Lineage: Eukaryota; Dinophyceae; Suessiales; Symbiodiniaceae
Source: the annotation of a GenBank genome assembly
AUGCGCCGCGGCUUCCUCCUGUCCACACAUCCCCAGGCAUCCGGCUCCAAGCAACAGGGACCAAGUCUGUCAUCCCAAAAGCAACAACGUCAGGGCACAUUGAGACGAGGUUUCUUGCUGCCAAUAGCUCCCCAGGCAUCCGGCUCCGAACAGAAGGAACCACGUCUUUCAUCUCAGCAACAACGUCAAGGCACAUUUAGACGCGGUUUCCUGCUGCCUACAGCUUCCAAGGCGUCCAGCCCCGAACGCUUGGACACAAGCCCUUUCGAUCGUCAGGAGACGUGGGGUGCAUGGACCAGGCAUGCCAGAAGAAUGACAAUGGCAGAUUGGGUGUUCAUGAAAAGUCGGGGCAUCCAUGUUUUGGAGAAAGAUCUGCACCACCUGUCUUGGGUUCUUCAUGAUCGGCUGAAGCAAGGAUGUGUUCAGCAGUUGAGAUGGGUUUUCGACGCGGUGGUUCUGCCUCUGUUGUCCAUGAGGACUCCUCCAAAAGUGAACGUGGACGCUGGAGGGUCCAGCGUCAGCAUAGUCCAAAGGAACGGUGAGCUUGAUUGUCGUUUACACAUGCGCAUGGUGAUGUACCGUGGGGUUCCGCCAACUCUGGGCUCCGUGGUGUCGGUGGCAGAAGGAGACAUGCACACAUGUGUGUUGAAAGAAGACGGUGAAGUUGUGUGCUUUGGCGCAGAGUAUGCAGCCUCUGCGUGCAAUGUGCCACCACACCUGGGUCCAGUAGUAGGUGUUGCUGCCGGGAUGAGUCACACGUGCGUGCUGCAAGCGGACGGCAGAGUUGUAUGUUUUGGCAGGGGUUGCAAGGGCUGCUGCAGUGUGCCAAAGGACCUAGGCCCAGCAAUCGCAGUUGCAGCUGGCAGCAAAUUCACUUGUGCUAUCAAGUCGAAUGGUGAGCUGGUGUGCUGGGGAAGAGUUCCGCAACGUAAGCCGCCAGACUUGGGGCCAGUAGUUGCUGUGGCUGCAGGUUCUCACCACAUAUGCGCGGUGAAGGCAAAUGGAGACCUCGUCUGCUUCGGGCACUUCGGGCAUAUUCUCUCCUUCUUUCGGUUCCCACGGCCCGUGCCGCCAGGGCUGGGGCCAGUUGUCUCAGUGGCAACUUCAGAUACACACACCUGCGUCAUUAAGGCAAACGGACAGUUGGCCUGCUUCGGGAGAAACCAGUGGGGAGAAUGCGAUGUGCCGGAUGAUCUUGGGCCAGUUGUCGCCGUCGCAGCCGGAGAUGGACUGACUUGUGCAGUGAAGCCCAAUGGUGAGCUUGUGACUCUUGGCCGACUACGCGAAGGAUACGGUUUGCCGGCGAAAUUGGGCCCCGUGGCGGUCCCAAGCCCCAGUCCUUGGCAACACCAUGCUGGAGGACUAGUGUUGAAUCCUGCAGCGAUCAUUGAAGAGGAGGCAGCCGCCGUGUCGGUUGCGCAGGAGCACUCCCACUACGCCGCAGAUGUGCCUGCGGUUCGCGACCCCGAGCUUCUCCGCGAGCAAGCAGAGCAUGACUGGGCCGACCGCGUGGUAGAGCGGAUCCUGACUUCGACGCUGUCCCAACACGAGGACCCCGCCCUCGAAGCCCAAGUGAAGGAGGAGCAGGAGGCGGCGGAAGAAGAGAAGGUAUGGAUUAUCCCCUUCAGCUCCACCCCCAAGGAGUUCGUCUCGAAGCUGUUGACCGGACCCGAGUUGAAGACUAUCCGGGAGCAGAUGGCUCAAGAAGGCCGCGCUUUGGUGCUGGAGGGGCGGCACCACGGAGCCAAGGUUUUCGUGUGGCCCCACCAGUAUGCUCGUGUCCUCCAGGAGUUAGAAAGACGUGCCGAGCCAUUGAAGGCUAGCCACGUGGUCAUCUCUGACAGCCUCAGACACUUGCUUGAACAGGUCCAGUCGCAGCUCCCCGUGCGGAAACAGUGCAAGGUGCAGCCAGAUGCCAUGGAGUCGUUCGACCUCCCAGCCUCCUCCUCCGAGAACCUCGCCGAGCAAUCUUCUGACGCAACUUCUUCGGAGGAGUUUGCAGACUGGAUGGAGGUGAACAGAACAUUCCUGUGCAUGACCCGGCGCUACAAGCCGUCAGAUGCAGUGAGCCAGUCCACCCGCGACUCGCGCAAGGGCAGGAAUCCCCGGUGCUACGAGGAUGUCGACCCAGAGAUCCGCAAGAGCUGCGUGGAGGCCCUCGACCGAUGGACCAAAGCUGAUGCGCAAGCAGCUCGCCAGGCGAUGUGGAAGCAGCACCUGCACUUGGCGACCAACGACCCAGAUGCCAAGGUGCGCGCGGCGGCGCUCACGGCCCUCACGGCCAUGCUACGCACGGACCCGGGGGGAGAGGAGGUCCGGGCUCUGGCGGCAGACAUCUGCCCGCAGGUCCUCAAGCGCUGCAACGACGUGGAUCCGGCCGCCAGCGCCGCGGCGCUGCGCUGCGCCGUGGUGCUGGCCGAGCUCGGGAAGUUGGGCGAGGCCGAGUUUGACCCCAUCGUGGACCUUGUCUGGGACAAGGACGAACAGCGGCGUACCGAAGCGGCCACGUUUGUCAGCCGCUUCGUCUUCUCUGAGGACGUCUUUGACUACGCGGCUGCCCAUCUCUCUGCGGGGUCCCUUCUCCCGGUGGGGCCACCGGCGGAUUCGCGGAGGCGACUGCGCAUGCUCUUGGAGUUCAUGAUGGAGUAUGACGAGGCACCCUGA